Clonostachys byssicola is the source of this 321-nucleotide messenger RNA. NCBI's taxonomy places the organism in Eukaryota, Fungi, Ascomycota, Sordariomycetes, Hypocreales, Bionectriaceae. The record is from the annotation of a GenBank genome assembly.
AUGGCCAACUACCGGGUAUCCCGCGUUUAUUUUAAAGAUGAUACCUACGGCAUCUUUAUCAUGAAGGAGCUGAGUGACGUUUCAGGAGAUUUUAUUCGGCACGUCACCCAGAAUGGCACCAGCCAAGUGAUCAUCGAAGAGGGAAUUAAACUCAAAGAAGCCUACUCGGACUGGCACCAGGUACCGUUCGGCUACGUCAGCGAAUCCAAGGCCCAGGAGGUGCUUAACAUGGCCCGCGCCGACCGAACAUAUUCCCAGAAAAACUUCCGGGACUGGACCGAUGUUUUCAUUCAAAAGAUGAAGGAUGAAGGUUGUCUCUAG